This is a messenger RNA of Apis dorsata (giant honeybee), 1418 nucleotides long. It is a transcript of the gene Spt3, whose product is annotated as transcription initiation protein SPT3 homolog. Gene Ontology annotation, molecular function: protein heterodimerization activity; transcription coactivator activity. Bases 87 to 1034 code for a protein of 315 amino acids. Lineage: Eukaryota; Metazoa; Arthropoda; Insecta; Hymenoptera; Apidae. The transcript is spliced from 6 exons. The record is from RefSeq and is a predicted model, not a curated record. Gene Ontology annotation, biological process: transcription by RNA polymerase II.
UCGUUAUUUACUUUGCAAGAAAUAUUCUAAUGUUUUUUUUAUUAAAAAGUUUAUUUUAUUAAAAAGUUAUUAAAUAAUUUAUAAUAAUGACUGAAUCAUCAUUUAGUAAGCCAACAAAUGAUUCACCAUUUUUUCGAAACGAACCUGUAAAUUACACGACUGAAAUUCGUCAAAUGAUGCAUGGAUUUGGAGACAGUAGUGAACCAUUAAUUGAAUCUGCGAAAAUUGUAGAAGAAGUUGUUUUGCAACAAAUGAGAACAAUAAUAAAGAAAGCUUGUGAAGUUUCUGAAAGACGAGGAAAUUCGAAAAAGAAUAUCUGUGUUUCCGCAGAAGAUCUAAUUUUUUUAUUACGUAAAAACAAAGUAAAAUUGCAGCGACUUAUAAAAUAUUUAGACUUAAAACAAUUUAAAGCUUCUAUACACAAAACUAUAGAUAGUGAUUUACCUGAAGAUAUUCUGGAAAAUGAAAAUUUAAAUGGAUCCAAAAAUAAAGGACCACUUUAUAGUUUUCUUAAUGAAAUUAAUAACACAGGUGAACUUCUUGAAGAUGCAUCUACUAUAGAUGAAGUUAAACAACAAAGAUGUGUUCGUGCUGAAAUUAUGACAAGAUCUAUGGAUGAAGCUAGAUAUUUAAAAUUUAGUAAAGCACGUAAUGCAUCAUUUGCAAAUAAAAAUCGACACAAAUUUAGUGAUUGGAUAGCAUCAGAAAGUGAUAUAACAAUAUCAAAACAAGCAUAUACAAUUUUGGGUUAUUUAGCAUAUGAAACAGUAGCACAAAUUAUAGAUUUUGCAUUAUUAGUAAGACAAGAUCAAAAUAAAAUAUUUGGAGAUGCAAUAGAUCGUCUAAGACUUAGUUAUGUUAAUCCUUAUACUUACAAACCAUAUUAUCAUGGGAAGGUAGCUGUAACAAAACCAAUAACACCUGCUGAAAUAAUUGAAGCUCUCAGACGGUAUUGGUCUCCUCAGUUAGAUAUGACUGGUCCAUUUAAUCGUUGGUCUAUGAAAAAAUCACAUUUAAAACUUCUAUCAUGUUAAAAUAAAUAAAUAAGGAUACUAAUUUUGCUUCUGUAUCAUGGUGAAAGUAACGUCGAUACACGUACUUUUCCUUCUGCGCCACCAGUUAUACAAGUUCCGGAUUGAUUGGCAGUAGACCAGUCACAACAGAGUGUACCUUUAUGUCCACCUAAUUCUAAAAUUUUUGCUUGUGUACCUGGUGGCAUCUGAAAAUUUAUAUUAUAUUUAGUAUCAAAUUGAAUAAUAAAAUUAUUAAAAAUAUUUAAUAUAUAACUAGAUAGUGAAAAUUAUAUACUUUAUAUAUAUUUCCUCCAGUUUGUGUACAAAGUAACAUAUAGUUUCCACUUUGAUCGAAAGUAAAUAAUUUUCCAUGAACUGUAUUUUUUUCUACUUUAAUUUUUGUUU